GUUGGGUGUUGACCUGUGUGGCGUUCGUACGGAGUCCCCGUUCGUCUCAUGGACUAUUGACCCAUACACUGCUAAUUCACUGCCACCAACCACGUCCUCCCCGGUAAAUCACUUAGUCUCAGUCAGGUUCUUAAGUUAAGAAUGAAGAUUGUAGUUUAUUGCAAACACAAAUAAACUUUAAAUGCAUUCAAAACGCUGUUACCCUUUACCCUCUUAGUCUUAUUCUAUUCUGUCUCUAACUCUUCUAUCUCCCCUCACACAAGAACCAACUGCACUAACUGUCUCUCUAUUUCCAUGUGUCUGCCAACUGCUUUCCCAACUGCCUUUUACCAACCAACCAACCAAACCUUGGGCUCAGCCCUUUUAUAAACAGGUAGACUCCGCCUCUGGCUUUUCUAUUGGUCUACCUAUUAACCCUUUCUCUCCCCCUGUAUAGACAUUUUCAAAUAAACGGGCAAACGCCACAACCUGAACGAGUGGCAAUAACACAGGUACAUUGGAAGCUUCCUUAUAACGAGUUGGGACAUUUUCCCACCUAUCUCAGUAUUCUGUACAGCAGCUCUCCAAAAUGGCAGAUGAGGGACAUUCCCCAUCCUACCUGGCGAUGCUGGGGAUUGAACCUGGGACCGUCUGCAUGCAAGGGAGAUGGUCUACUACUGAGCUUUGACCCAUUCCCCAAUGUGCUGCUGCUGUUUUACCCCCUUUCCCCUUUCUGCAUGCUUAUAUUGUGCUUUUGACACUAUUGCCGAGACAGAGCAUAGGAUCCCAACUGCUUAAGCUGGGAGCAAGUCAUCGAGUAGCCAUAGCCAUAGUAGCUGCACCAUCGAUUGGCAAGUAAUUGUGCCGAACUAUGUGGAUUGUGGCCAUUGCUUUUAAUGGGAUCAAAUUGGCUCAGGGGCAUCCACUUGUGAUCAACCAUUUCAUAGCUGGGCUGUCUGUUAAAUGCUGCUGCUUCCUGUUAACUUAUGUCCUAAACAGGGGCAUGGCUUCGAAUUGCAGUACAGCGGCCAGAAAAAAAUUGGCAGUAAUUUUGGAACAUGUAAUAUUUCUUAGACUUUGCUGCUGUAAAUCUGGGAUAAACACAUCCCCCCAAUAUGCUGCCUCCUUCUGCAUGCUGCGUGUGCUGCAUAAUCCCAACAUUUAUUUAGCAGUGUUCUGUUAAUAAAGGAUAAUGAGAUACCGUAACACGGCAAUGCAAUUUACGAGGAAGCAUCUAACGAAGGCUUGGAAAAACAAACAAGCCAGUUGCAACAGCAAAAUAGCCGCAUCCGAUCCAUAACUUCACUCUCUGCUGUAUUGGGAAAUUAAAUUAAAUAUAUAUAUAUGUGGAAACUCCUAUGAUUGGAACAUUGUGUACCAGCUGUCUUAUGCAGCUGACUAAUUGAUCUCUCUGUCCAGCAAAUCAGGAACAUUUGCUACUGUUUAUUCAGAGCAAACAGGAAAGCAUUGCAUGAAAUUACACAUACACACCACACUUUUUAUGAGCUCUUGCCAUUUAGGAGAACAUUCAUGGGAAAAAUGAAAGACUCAAUAAACAGAACAAUUCGGAAGGUAUCUCCAAGAGUAUUAUCUGGAUGCAGCAUCCUCACGCUUGACAAGUUCUUCCUUCUCUGUGUUGUUGUUUCCAAACAGGUCCUAACAAAGGAACCUUGACUUGACAGUAUUGAUCUUGAGCUGGUAAGAAAUUUAAAGUAAGUGACAGAGAAGGAGAAGAUGAAAAGCAUUGAGGGGAGGGCAGAUAAGCAUCCUAGGUAAGUACAAGGAUACGUGGCAAUUUAAAUCAAAUGUACAUGGAUAUGUGGUGUCCAGCAUCCCUGAGACCAACUACUUUGAAGUCAAAUCAUAGUCCAUCUGUCCCCCCCCCAAAAAAAGUAUUGUUAACUGCUUUCUCUCAAUUAUACUUUUGUAGAAAGUUGUGAACUAUGAGAUCAGGCAACCCAACCAAGAUGCUCUAUGUUUGGUAAGUAUUUUCUGUGUUUGGAUCCAUCAUUUCUUGAAUGUUCUUGAGAACAUUUCAGUAGUCAUAUUCCAACUCCAGAACUCGAACCCUCUCUUAUUCCUAGGUGUGUUUGUGUAGCAAGAGGCAACCAAAUUUCCAAGUCAUUUUCCACCGUGGCUGUUGGCGUGCAGUAAGUGCAAGGCAGUAAACCAAAUUACAAGGGGGUGGGGUGAUUGUAGAUGAAAUUCUAGAAUGCCUGUGUAAAAUGCAUGUGUACCAUCAGCAUGCAUCCAACGUUAUAACCUAGCAGAGAAAUCUUGGAAAACACACAAAUACUCUUUGCCCCAGAACACUUACCAGAACGCUCACCAGUACUGAGCUGAUUCCCAGUCUAGCUGAGGAGAGCUUGCCUAAUACUAGAAUUAAUUUUCCCCUUUGCAGAAUGAGAGACAUUUACAUUUUAACAGAGAGGUUGCAAGAAUCUCAAUGGCUUCUAAUGCCCGUCCUUGUUAUAUCAAACUCAAUGUCACAAAUAUUUACAUAACCAAGGAUAAUUAAUACGUCUGUAAUCACUUUUGUUGGCAGUGUUUGAGAGGAAAGCAGUGCUUCAACUUUAGCCCUGUAAUCUCAAGAAAAGAAAAAGUCAGUAUUGUAUAAUCAAAGUUAGGAAUAUUGAACACCAAAUUACCAAUAAGGUUAAAACCCAACAGCCGGAAGUAAUAUUAAUGUUUCUCAUUUUAUUUUAUAGACAACAAUAGCUUCAUUUCCUACCUGCUACCCACAACAUUUCAAAGGGGAAAUGUCCUUGAUUCCUCCUAGCAUUGAGUAUUAAAAGAAUCUGAAAUCUACUGGGAAGAAAAUGUAGCUUAGGUUCCAGAUAGAGCCUGAAAUUAAUUAGUUGUUUACAGAGCAAUCCUAAAUACAGUGGUACCUCGGGUUACAUACGCUUCAGAUUACGUACGCUUCAGGUUACAGACUCCGCUAUCCCAGAAAUAGUACCUCGGGUUAAGAACUUUGCUUCAGGAUAAGAACAAAAAUCAUGUUCCGGCGGCGCGGCAGCAGCAGAGGUCCCAUUAGCUAAAGUGGUGCUUCAGGUUAAGAACAGUUUCAGGUUAAGAACGGAUCUCUGGAACGAAUUAAGUAUCUAACCCGAGGUACCACUGUACAAGAAGCUGUCAUAACUUAUGUUGUCUUAAAUCAGGCAUAGGCAAACUCAGCCAUCCAGAUGUUUUGGGACUGCAACUCCCAUCAUCCCUAGCUAACAGGACCAGUGGUCAAGGAUGAUGGGAAUUGUAGUCUCAAAACAUCUGGAGGGCCGGGUUUGCCUGUGCCUGUCUUAAAUUAAUUCAGUGCAAAUUACUCCUGUUCCAAACUCCACUCAGGACUGGGGCUAUUUUACACUCUCAACAGUACAAUGGUAAAAUGUUAUGCUGAGCUGGGAUGAUGGAGCUAUGCUGGAAUAGCCCUUGGUAAAUCUCAGCUAGGUUAGGAUAGCCCAAGAUUUGCUUUUCUAAAUUUGCUCAAUCCACUUUAGGUUUGGUUUGUUCCGUAAUUAAUUGCCCACUCAGUUUGUGAGCCUGCCCCUACUUUCCUAGUAGAAAACCCUAUUGAAUUAAUAGGACGUCUGGUUAAGGUUGUGCUGUUAAUUAUUUGUCAAGUAACUUGUGUCAUAACCCACCCAGGGCAGUUCACAAAAUCAUAACACAGUACACAUAUAAAACAAUUAUGGCAAUCGUUUAAAAAUCCAUGCCAGGUGAACCAGUUUACAAACAUUAUUAUAAAUCACCACCCAACCAACAGAACCAUCUACCCUAAAAGAACCAAUUCUGAGAAAAUAACCUUUAAGAGAAAGUGGUCCAAAGGAAAGAGGCUGUAGCUGUAACCCUGGCAAUGUUCAGACUAUAAGAACCUUGGUGGGGAGGGAGUUCCACAGUCAGGGGGCCACCACCAAAAAAGACCCAGUCUUUUGUACCCAUCAGCUGAGUUGAUGUAUGAACAGAGGCUCUGAGGCAGAUCUAAAUAUCUGGACAAGCUUGUAUUUUAGGCAGUCCAUGAACUGUGGUCCCAAAUAGUUUAAAGGUCUAAACCAUCGCUGUGAAUUGGGUCUGGAAACACACUGACAACCUGCACAACUGGUACAGAAUUUGUGUUGUAUUAUCCAAUCAUUAUGAAACAAGCAACAGAGUUUUGCAUUUGCCCCGGGCUCCAUGAGGGAAAGGAAAGCUGCAAUUAAUAAUCACGAUCAGUCUUGCGAUCUGAGCCAUUGUUUCAACUCUCAUAUCUAAAGUGGUUUCUGCUGCGAAUGAAUCUUUUGGUGUUAAAUAGAUUGUUUGUUUUAAAAAGAUGCUCUGUCUUCCCACCUCUCCUCACCUUCCUAGAGGGAAGCUGCACUGUCACCAGCAAUACAAAUUGUUGAAUUAUUCUGUUCCAUUUAAAAAAAGAAAAGAAAUACAAAGAUGUUUUCACACAAAGGAGGUGAGUGUUUAGAUGGAUAUUUCUAUGACAGUAAGAUUUAAAUUUCACAGCUUUCUGAAUAUGCCUGCCUGGAGGGAAUUAUUUCCAUGUAUGUAGAAAACUGACCUGCUUUCUUUUUUACUGCUCAGACCAGUACUAGUUAUCUCAGAAGUGAUGCAGAAGAAAUGCCAAUAAUGGAAAAGAAAAGAAUAGCAUGCCAUAGGUUAUAUUGUAUUUACUGUUUGUUUGCUUUUUAAAAACCCAUUUUAAAACUGUCCAUCAUAAUAUCAGAUUUCUGGGAGGUGUGCAACAUAAGCACAUGAGAGAGAGAGAGAGAGAGAGAGAGAGAGAGAGAGAGCGCAGCAAGAAAACUUAUUAAAACAGACCCACAAUAUAAUCUUAUACAUGUCUUCCACUCCCAGAUAAGUGGGUCUAUCACUGCAGCCUACAACUUGCACAAUUAAAUCAGUUAAAUCCUAAUUUAGUUGAUUUAAAUCAACUAAAUCAAUUAAAUCAACUAAACUAGGCAUGGUAAGUAAAAAAAAAGUUCUUUCUUGGCAUGUAAAUGACACCGCUGCUGGUGCCAGAGGAACCUCUGGGGCACCAUGACUGAGAAAGUCUCCUCCCUUGUAGAUUAUCUUUGUGCCUCUGAUGGGUGAGAGACAUGGAGACCUUGGCAGAUGAUCUUACUGGACCAUAAUGUGCAUCAUCAUAACGUGUUACUGGACCAUAACAUGCAUCAUCUUGGCCACUGGUCAUGCUGGCUGAAGCUGAUGUAUGCUGAAGUCCAACAACAUCUGAAGAGCCACAGGUUUCCCACAUCUGCCUAAAAAAUGGGCAGGUGGAUCUGUGAGUCAGUGUUCCUGCUCAGGUGUCAAUAGUUGUAGGGAACCUAAAUCCCAGAAUCAAGGGUUAACACAUGUAUGAAAACCGGACAUAUAGUUAUCUCCCAUGCAGUAUUCAGGGUUCAAAUAGGGUAGGAUUCCAUCACUGGGGAAGUGGCCACCACUUUAGCCCUGUAAAUGGCUCCUAAAAAGAUGUAAUUUGGCAGUCAAAAAACUGAUAAAGGCCUGCAAGUACCUAAAAUGGCAAAUGCAGAGGUGUGGAAGGGGAGCUCCAUUAACAUGUGACCCCAAAAUUUCAGACCCCCAAACUGAUGCCCAAUUUUAGCACUAGUUUAGUGCUGUUUUGUGCCAUGAACCCUGCAUUUUGUGCUGCCUUCCAAACUGUGUAUUUGACACAGCAAAUCGGGUUCACAAGUUAAUGUCAAAAAAUCCAACCUUGUCUGAUUGACUCCAAACAGGUGCCAAUGUUUUGCACAAAACUAGUGCCAAACAUUGGCAUCAGUUUGGGGGGAUCCAAAAUUUGGGGUCCUCACAUUAAUGGAGCUUGGAAGAGGCAUGGAUGAGGAAGCUCCCAGGCUUGCCAAUUGGGUUAUGAUGAUGGUUGACUGAAACGUAGAAGGUGAGAAACCUGGUGAUUAUGAUUAUUGUCAAUUUAGGGGGCCUGUGUUUGAGUUUCAAAGGAGUGAAGACUGAGACAUGAGUCCCUGUGCCCUUGGGAAACCUGCGCUCAGGCUGUUUAGCACCAUUGUUUUAAAAAAUGGGGGGAGGUUCACAAUCGCAACUGUUUCAUUAGAUUUAAAUUAAACUUUAAAUUCAGCUACAUUUAUAUCCUCAUUUUAAUUUUGUUUUACACAACUCUGUUAAUUAACUUCUCAAAUGCAGUGCAUUCAUCUGCAGUCACUUAUUAUGCAUCCGGUAGCUCCAGCCCUUCGCUUGAUGUACUUAUUAUUUCAUUCACAUGAUCAGGCAGAAGUCAACUUCUUUAAGAACGCAUCAUUGUAUUCAGUGAUGAAAGGGAACACUGAACUAUAGCUAUUGUGUCUGUAAGGAGCCAAAGACAAACUUGCACUUGAUGAAUUCUAGGAAACACACCAGGAAGAACAAGUUGAAAAUCCUCACACACACACCCCUCUUAAACUUGUUAACAUUCCAUGUUGACCUUUGAUGGACCAGUCAGAGAAUUCAGAGAAGGAGGUAGUAAAUUCUUGGAUAAGGGCUGCUUCUCACAACAGUGGUAGCUGGUGCCUAUUGAGACUGGGGAGACCAGGAGCAGCUGGAGACAGUGACAGGCAGAUUCAAUUAAUUCUAGUUCUGCCUCCAUCUUCCUCAGAUCUGCUGAGUUCUACAAGGAUAGCACUGAAGCUAAAGAAGAGCACAUUGCCACAGGCUGUAAGGAAGAAUGCAGGCAGAUGAGGGACGCCUAGGGCCAGAUGAAGGGUUGCAGGGCAGUGUCACGAUCUCCCUAAUGGACCAUGGCCAUCUGUCAUGGAUGCUUUAGCUGAGAUUCCUGCCUUGCAGGGGGUUAGAUUUGAUGACCCUUGGGGCCCUUCCAACUCCAUGAUUCUAUGACCAACCUCUCCUGUCUCACAUUAUAGUGUGUCAAAAAUCGAGGAUAGCCAUGCGUACUGCCUUACAGAAUCUUUAAAGAGCCAGUGUGGUAUAGUGGUUAAGAGCAGUGGACUCAUAAUCUGGUGAACUGGGUUCGCUUCCCCGCUCCUCCACAUGCAGCUGCUGGGUGACCUUCGGCUAGUCACACUUCUCUGAAGUCUCUCAGCCUCACUUGCCUCACAGUGCUUGUUGUGGGGGAGGAAGGGAAAAGGAGAAUGUUGUUUUUUUAAAAAAUGAUAUUUAUUAAGGUUUCAAAAAAAGGAUACAUAACCAAGAAAAAGAAAAAUAGAAAAAAGAAAAAUACAAAAUACAAAAAAAGAACAAUUAAAAACAAUUCCAUCUUUUCAUCACUUCUCUUUCAUUUACUUGUUUCCCGGACCUCCUCAUACCUCCCUUUUUUGUAUUCCAGUUCAAUUUAUCAGUUCAGCAAUUGCUUUCCCGGGAAAAAGGAGAAUGUUAGCCACUUUGAAACUCCUUAAGGGGGGUGAAAGGCAGGAUAUCAAGUCCAAACUCCUCCUCCUCCUCCUCCUCCUCCUCCUCUUCUUCUUGUCUUCUAUUUGAAGGGCUGUUGGAGGACAGGCCCCUGUUUGAAGGCAUCCUCUUACCUGAAGGCAGAUUUAAAGAUAAAGAUCCAUCCGAAGAGAGCUGGUAGGCCUUGAAGUUGCCCCAUAACUGUGUCCACCUGGGCAGCAGAUAAAGUCAGAAGUGAUGGGUGUAGCCCUCAGUGGGAAUGGUUGUCACAGAGGCUUUUAGAGUACUGCUCUAUUUUACAGCUUUAUUCAGAGACAAUAUUGUUAUUAAUAUUAUUAUUAUUGUGUUUAUAUACCGCCCUAUACCCGAGGAUCUCAGGGUGGAUCACAGAAUAAAAUCAAGAUAUAAAACCGCAAAAUACCUAAUAAAAACAAAAACAACAACCCAAUAGCCCUCUCAUAAACAUUGUCAGCCAUGAAGGAACUUUCAGCUUCCUUCAAAAUACCGCAAACGUUUUGUCUAAGCAAAGUCCUACAAUUUCACUUAACAUUUCAUUUAAACUAGGAGGUGUGCAAAAAUCCCCACUGAGCAAGAUUUUGUUUUUGUUUUUGCUUGUCUUACUCAAGAUUGUUUGGCUUUCCUCAAAAUUCUACAUCUGUUUUGCCUGAGGAUUUGCUUCAAGUUCCACUUUGGAAAGGAUUAAAUCUUUUUCUGCUAUUUACCGUUUUCUACUAUUUAUCGUUGGGACGCGGGUGGUGCUGUGGGUUAAACCACAGAGCCUAGGACUUGCUGAUCAGAAGGUCGGCAGUUCGAAUCCCUGUGACGGGGUGAGCUCCCGUUGCUCGGUCUCUGCUCCUGCCAACCUAGCAGUUCGAAAGCACGUCAAAGUGCAAGUAGAUAAAUAGGUAAAUGGUGUUUCCGUGCGCUGCAGCGGGAAGGUAAAUGGUGUUUCCGUGCGCUGCUCUGGUUCACCAGAAGCAGCUUAGUCAUCCUGGCCACAUGAUCCAGAAGCUGUACGCCAGCUCCCUCGGCCAAUAAAGCGAGAUGAGCGCCGCAACCCCAGACUCGAUCACGACUGGACCUAAUGGUCAGGGGUCCCUUUACCUUUACUAUUUAUCGUUAGAUUUCUGAAUUCUACCAUGUGAUUUGUUUUCAUUUCGUUGCUUAUUAUUUCCUUUCCUUGCAUCUACUUUAAACUCAAAUCCCUUGCUGGAAGGCCAAAAGCCAAAGAGAAGGAGGCUGUAUGUGUAUGAGCUAAGAGGGUAUUACUGCAAAAGAGAAUGCAACCCUAGGAAUUUUUUUGUGGCAAGAAUUUAGUUGCAGGCUUUGAAUUCUGCAAAGUCCUACCAACAGAAACCUAGUCCCAUUUUGUUGUGACAAAAAAAAGCCACGGUAGUUGUUGCCAUGGCAAUGAGCCGAGUCUCUGUUUCCCCGAUGAUGACCUGUAAAUUGGUCUCUUUGCCACCAAGUUUCCAAGCUGCUUUCACUCAGCCGCCAUAGUUCUUUCUGACCCCAGAGGGGCCUUCUAAGCUCAGACAUACUAGGCAAAACAUCACAAAAAUAAACAAGAAGAGAAAAGUAGCUGUGGCAGGGGUCAGAGGAGAGGGUGCUCCAGAUCUGACUGAACCAGCAGUGAGGGGAAGGGGGUUCCAACCUUCAUUUCCUGCUUGGUGCAUUUUCCCUGUCAAAAGUACCCACAACACAGACCAUCAGACAGGAAGAGAAAGACAAAACUCCCAGGAAAAGCAACUGAGGGGAGGAAUUUUAAUCAGGAAACUGUCCCAAGGGGGAAGAAGGAUCUUAUAGUAUCACAUUGAUCUUGUUUUUAAUGCUGAAAAUGAAGCCAAAGUAUGCUAGCAUAUGGCCAGAAGUAUCUUCCUAGUCACUUAUUUUAUUCCUGCUAAUGUUCUAUUUUUUUGGUACAAUGUGUGAAUGUCCUAUAACUUUGGAUGAAACAGUGGCGCACUCCAAGGUUUGCAGAUAAAGAAAAAAAUAGUUAUUUAGAGAAACAAACCCAAGGGGCUGUACCUCUCCAAAUAUACAGCCCAACGAGGGCAUAUUUAGUGGCCAUGGAAUACUGAGUGUCUUGUGGGUUGAACAGAAAAUGGAAGCAGGAGGAAAGGAAUGGAGUAUCCUGAUAUAAGGCAUGACUGACUGGCUGACCGCCGAAGAAUUGAUGCUUUUGAAUUAUGGUGCUGGAGGAGACUCUUGAGAGUCCCAUGGACUGCAAGAAGAUCAAAUGUAUCCAUUCUUAAGGAAAUCAGCCCUGAGUCCUCACUGGAAGGACAGAUCGUGAAGCUGAGGCUCCAAUACUUUGGCCACCUCAUGAGAAGAGAAGACUCCUUGGAAAAGACCCUGAUGCUGGGAAAGAUUGAGGGCACAAGAAGAAGGGGAUGACAGAGGACGGGAUGGUUGGACAGUGUUCUCGAAGCUACAAACAUGAGUCUGACCAAAUUGCAGGAGGCGUGCCUGGAGUGCCUGGCGUGCUCUGGUCCAUGGGGUCACGAAGAGUCGGACAUGACUAAACGACUAAACAACAACAGGCUGGCUGGCUGGCUACAUACUAAAUAGGAGCACUGAACAAUGCAACCUUUUGUUCCUCUACUCACUUGGGUAAGGUAAAGAUAAAGGGACCCCUGACCAUUAGGUCCAGUCGUGACUGACUCUGGGGUUGUGGCGCUCAUCUCGCUUUAUUGGCUGAGGGAGCCGGCGUACAGCUUCCGGGUCAUGUGGCCAGCAUGACUAAGCCGCUUCUGGCGAACCAGAGCAGUGCCGGAAAUGCCGUUUACCUUCCCGCUGGAGCAGUACCUAUUUAUCUUUUUUUAUAAAAAAUGAUAUUUAUUAAAAUUUCAAAAACAAAAAAUUACAUAGUUAAAGAGAAAAGAAACAAGGGAAAAAAUAAAAACAAUAAAAAACAUACAAAAUACAAAGUAAAGAAAAAACAAAAAUAAAAAACACUUAAAAACAAAUCAAUCCUUCCGUAUCUUACAUUUCAUUUCCUUGCUUCCCUGACCUCCUUUCACCUCCCUUUUUUGUAUUCCAGUUCAAUUGGUUAAUUCAGCAAUUCCUUUCCCUCUUUGUUUUUGUCUUAGUCCUUUAAAUUAAUAUAUUAUAGCUUUAGAUUCUCACUUAUUAGCAAUCCAUUUUUACAUACACCUUUAAGACAUUGCUGCUAAAACCACUUAACUUCAUUCUGACAUCAUUCUAACAUUCAUUAAUUUUGCAAUAUUUGUGUAAAUAGUCUUUAAAUUUCUUCCAAUCUUCUUCCACCGACUCUUCUCCCUGGUCUCGGAUUCUGCCAGUCAUUUCCGCCAGUUCCAUGUAGUCCAUCACCUUCAUCUGCCAUUCUUCCAGAGUGGGUAGAUCUUGUGUCUUCCAAUACUUUGCAAUAAGUAUUCUUGCUGCUGUUGUGGCAUACAUAAAGAAAGUUCUAUCCUUCUUUGGCACCAAUUGGCCGACUAUGCCCAGGAGAAAGGCCUCUGGUUUCUUCAAGAAGGUAUAUUUAAAUACCUUUUUCAUUUCAUUAUAGAUCAUCUCCCAGAAAGCCUUAAUCCUUGGGCACGUCCACCAAAGGUGAAAGAAUGUACCUUCAGUUUCUUUACAUUUCCAACAUUUAUUAUCGGGCAAAUGAUAGAUUGUUGCAAGCUUGACUGGGGUCAUGUACCACCUGUAUACCAUUUUCAUAAUAUUCUCUCUUAAGGCAUUGCAUGCCGUAAACUUCAUACCUGUGGUCCAUAACUGUUCCCAGUCAGCCAUCAUUAUGUUAUGUCCAACAUCUUGUGCCCAUUUAAUCAUGGCAGAUUUCACCGUUUCAUCCUGAGUAUUCCAUUUCAACAGCAAGUUAUACAUCUUUGACAAAAUCUUAGUUUUGGGUUCUAACAGUUCUGUUUCUAAUUUUGAUUUUUCCACCUGGAAGCCAAUUUUCUUGUCCGAAUUAUAUGCCUCCAUUAUCUGAUAAUAAUGAAGCCAAUCUCGCACUUUGUUUUUUAGUUUUUCAAAACUCUGCAAUUUCAAUCUAUCUCCCUCUUGUUCCAGAAUUUCCCAAUAUUUCGGCCAUUUGGCCUCCAUGUUGAGCUUUUUCUGUGCUUUUGCUUCCAUCGGUGACAACCACCUUGGGGUUUUAUUUUCCAAUAAAUCCUUAUAUCUUAUCCAGACAUUAAACAAUGCUUUCCUGACAAUAUGAUUCUUAAAUGCUUUAUGUGCUUUGACCUUAUCAUACCACAAAUAUGCAUGCCAUCCAAAUACAUUAUUGAAACCUUCUAAGUCCAAAAUGUCUGUGUUUUCAAGAAGCAGCCAUUCUUUCAGCCAGCAAAAAGCUGCUGAUUCAUAAUAAAGUUUAAGGUCUGGCAAGGCAAAUCCACCUCUUUCCUUUGCAUCCGUUAGUAUUUUAAAUUUUAUUCUGGGCUUCUUGCCCUGCCAGACAAAUCUAGAGAUAUCUCUCUGCCACUUCUUGAAGCAAUCCAUUUUGUCCAAAAUUUGCAAUGUUUGAAACAAAAACAACAUUCUAGGCAAUACAUUCAUUUUUAUCACAGCAAUACGGCCUAGCAGUGAAAGCUUCAAAUUUGACCAAAUUUCUAAAUCUUUUUUCACUUCAGCCCAACAUUUUUCAUAGUUGUCUUUAAAUAAAUUCCCAUUUUUAGCUGUCAUGUUAAUCCCCAGGUAUUUCACUUUCUUAACCACUGUUAAACCUGUCUCAUUCUGAAACCUCUCUCUCUCAAUCACAGUUAAAUUUUUCUCUAAGACCUUUGUUUUUAACUUAUUCAGUUUAAAUCCUGCUACCUGACCAAAUUCUUGAAUCAGUUCCAAAACCCUUUUAGUACUAGAUUCUGGCUCCUGCAAUGUCAAUACUAAGUCAUCUGCAAAUGCUCUCAAUUUGUACUGUUUUGCUCCGACUUGUAUACCUUUAACCAAUUGGUCCCUUCUGAUCAUAUUCAGCAGGACCUCCAGGACCGAUAUAAAAAGCAAUGGGGAGAUUGGGCAACCUUGUCGUGUCCCUUUUUCUAUCUUGAAUUCCUCCGUCAACACAUUAUUUACAAUUAAUUUAGCCUUUUGUUCUGAAUAUAUUUCACUUAUACUGUUUUCAAAACCUCCAUACCCUAUAAGUUCUUCUUCAUGAAACUCCAAGAAAUGUUGUCAAAAGCUUUCUCCGCGUCCACAAAUAUCAAAACUGCCUUAGUAUUUAUAUUCUCUUGUAAUUUUUCUAAAAUAUUGAUUAUGUUUCUCACAUUAUCAGAUAGAUGUCUACCCGGGAGAAAGCCUGCUUGGUCUUUAUGUAUCUCUUCCACUAACACUCUUUUUAGUCUUUUAGCCAAGAUGUCUGCAAAAAUUUUGUAAUCCACAUUGAGCAGUGAUAUGGGGCAGUAGUUCUUAAGCUGCGUCUUUUCAGUCUCUGUUUUUGGUACAAGUGUAAUAUAUGCUUCUUUCCACGACUCUGGUGCCCUUUUCCCACCCAUUAUUUCGUUACAGACUUCUUUUAAAGGUUGUACUAACCAUUCUUUUAAAGAUCUGUAGUAUCUAGAAGUCAGUCCAUCCGGUCCUGGAGAUUUACCUAGUUGCAUAUUCUGAAUGGCACCUUCUACCUCCUGUUCAGUUAUUUUAUAGUUCAACAUUAAUUUAUUUUCUUGAGAGAUUUUUGUAAUCCAUUUGUUUUCAAAAAUCGGUCUACGUCAAUUUCUUUCUGUGGCCCUUGUGUAUAUAGUUGUUUAAAGUACCUCUGGAAACAAUUUCUAAUCUCAGCUGGGUUCUGUAUAUUCCUUCCUUCCACUUCUAAAUUUGUAACUGUAUUUAAUUUUUGUCUUUUUUCAUUUGCCAAGCCAACAAUUUCCCACAUUUAUUAGCCGACUCAAAUGUCUUUUGUCUCAUUUGUUUAAUUUUCCAUUCUAUCUCCUGAUUCAUCAUUUUCAUGUAUUGUACUUGAUGUAACUUUAUUUCUCUCAAAAUCUCUUGCGACUUUGGUUUUGCUCUCAAUUUCUUUUCACUUUCCUUUAUUUUCUCCAAUAUUUUAUCCUUCUUCUCAUUUUGGAUUCUCUUCUUUAAUGCAUUCUGUUGUAUCAAGAACCCUCUCAUAACAGCUUUACUUGCGUCCCAGAUUACUCUUUUUUCAACAUUGGUGUUCAUAUUUAUCUCAAAAUAGUCUCUCAAGGUUUUUUGGGCCUUCUUAAUCACUUCUUCAUCUCUAAAUAAGGUGUCAUUCAUCCUCCAUCAUCCAUCUGAAACACCAUUUACCUUCCCGCUGCCUAUUUAUCUACUUGCACUUUGAUGUGCUUUUGAACUGCUAGGUUGGCAGGAGCAGGGACUGAGCAACAGCAGCUCACCCCGUCGCGGGGAUUUGAACCGCGACUUUCUGAUCAGCAAGUCCUAGGCUCUGUGGUUUAACCCACAGCGCCACCCGCAUCCCAUUCACUUGGGUAGAGUGGUCCAAAUCCAGAGAUCUCAUUCAGCCAUGGUGCACCAAGAGCUUUGAGCAGGUCUGUGGACUUCUUACUCCCUCAGAACCACCUACUUCUAUUGCAGGUUUCUCUGCCCCUACAAACAGAAACCAAUACAACUGAGUAAGGAAAAGGAAACUGAGUCAGGAAAGAAUAUAGCCAUGACAUAAUGAACGAAAUCACAUCAUGCAUUUUUGGAAAGGUUAAUGUAUAAAUAUUAUGGGAGGGAAAGGAGAAAAGAGGAAGAUGCUUUUGGUAGUCACCAUGUAUGGUCCAUAAGGGGUGGCUGUGUUAGCCUAUGGCAAUGAAAAUGCCAGGGCAUUACCAUCAUAAGAACACAAGAAGAGAAUGCUGGAUCAGGCCAGUGGACCAUCUAGUCCAACAUCCUGCUUUCACAUUGGUCAACCAGAUUUCUAUGGCAACCUUGCAAGCAGGACCAGAGUGCAACCAUACUCUCUCCAUUUGUGAUUUGCAGAAACUGGCAUUCAGAGACAUAGUGCUACCUACAGUGGAGGCAGAACAAAGCCAUCAUCACUCAUAGCAACUGAAAGCCUUAUUGUCUAAUCCAUAUGUAAAGCCCUCCACCUUGAUGGCCACCACUUGCUAGAGUCAAUUCCAUAGUUGAUCUAUGUUCUUUGUGGGAAAAGUUCUUUUUUUCAUCUGCUCCAAAGCUUCCAACAUUCAUCUUUGCUUUAUGGCCCCACAUUAUAGAAUGAUAAAAGGAGAGAGACCUCUCUCCAUCCACAUUCAUAAUUUUACUCAUUUCUAUCAUGUUUUCUCUUAUUCGCCUCCUCCUCCAAGCUAAAACGGGCAAAAUUUUGUCACCUUACCUAACAGGAAGUUGCUCCAGACCCUUGAACAUCAACAAUGGUUUUGAAUAGUCAGUGCAAUCAUUUUACAUAUUUUUAUUUGCCAAUAUGCAUAUGUGUGUGUGUACAUUUCCUUUCCCUCUGACCUCACUGCUUUCCUCUCUCUCUCUCUCUCUCUCUCUCUCUCCCUCUCCACUCCAUAUGUAUAUAUAGCUUCCAGCUUAGAUGAACACUUCACACCUCUGAAGAAGUGGGCUCAGGUCCACAAAAGCUUACACCCUAUUUUUUAAGGUUCAUUUUUUUAUUUUUAA
Podarcis lilfordi (Lilford's wall lizard) is the source of this 14865-nucleotide messenger RNA. The record is from the annotation of a GenBank genome assembly. Lineage: Eukaryota; Metazoa; Chordata; Lepidosauria; Squamata; Lacertidae.